UAACCGAUUUAUUUUAAUCAACAAAGUUACUUGUGAACGUCCAUUUUUUAUGCCGCUUAUCCUCAUUAGGGUCGCGGGUAUGCUGGAGCCUAUCCCAGCUGACUGUGGGCGAGAGGCGUGAGUUUAAGAUAUUUAUUCAAGGAACAAGUCGACUUUUUUUGUAAAGACUUUUAUGGCCUACUUGUGGAUGGAUUACUUUGGGCUUAUUUGGGAGAGUUUCAGCAUACAGCUUAUUCAUUUUGCACUAAUAUGUCACCAAUGACCCCCGGGCUGCGCUUCGGACACCCCUGUCCUAAACAGAUUUUCUGUGCUGUAAUUACAAAAAUAUAUUCCGCUCGUAAAUUAGGAAAUGUACUUUGCUGGAAUCAAUUAACUGCGAUAAAUUAGGGAUUACUGUGCAAGUUUCACUUUUGCGUCCCUCCUGCAGCGUUCACCAUGGGAACGGAACUGGAGGAGUCUAUUGGAGAAUGAACUCUGCCGCCCCUCUAUUGCCCCAUGGAGUGGGUGGGUGGUGUUGUCCAUGACGGGGGCAGUUUGUCCGGUGUCCUCCUGUCUCCCAAUGUUACAAACGCCUCCAGCUGAGUGCCGAUAACUUGUUAGUGAACUUGUUCGUGAAUGAUGGGUGCUUUCUGCAGAAAAAAUAAGCCAAUUUUCAGAGGCAAAAACCACCUUUUUUAGACCAAAAAUCAUCAAGUUUGCAGAUGUGGCUAAUCAUGAGAUGAUGUCACAUCUUUGCGUCAUCAUGAUGGUGUAGUGACGUGUACGUGUGGGAAAGAGGAUGACAUAAAGGAAGGGAUGCGUAUGAUGAUACGCUACUUUGUGUACGUGCCGUCUAUACGUGCUGUGGAGUACUCCAUAUUCCAGCCAAUCGGUGGUUAUGUCCAAGAUUCCAAAUGCGAAAAUGAAGUCCACUCUGGGAAACCCGAAGCCCAUUUCGUCUCAGAGUGAGCCGGACUGGGGUGACAUGUUCUCGGAAAUCCUGAUACGCCGCAAGGAGAAGGACCUGGAGGCGCAGUCGGAGAACCUCCAGCAGCGGUUGGAGGCUUUGAGAGAGCGCGAAAACGAGCUCAUCCACGAAAUCAACGACGUGGAAGAUCUGUUCCUGAGCAGGGAUCCAUAUCUGGCCGACGAAGUCGUCGGCCAAGCCACGGCCAAAGUGGAGAAGGAGGUGAAGGAGUUGCAGGACAAGGACGAGGAGAUCAAGAACCUGGCCAGAAGGUGCUCGGAGCUGAGGCAGCAGAAACAGGAGCGCCUGGAUGUGGUCCACUCCCUCACCAUAUACCAGCAGUUCAUGAAGAAGCUGGUCAGCAUGACGUCCUUCGAAGACGAGGAAGCGCUGACCAACCACAUCGAGAGCCUGCACAGCGUGGAAGACCAGCUCUCUCAGCGGGAGGGCGAAGCUUACGAGCAGACCAACCAGCAGAGGAAAACCCAGGUGGCUUUGCAAAAGCAGUACGAGAUGGAAAGGCAAGAACUGGACAUGGAGCUCACCCACCUCAUGCCUGAGCUGUUUGAGUCCAAAAUCAAGGUGGAGUAUUGGUUCAAGGAGUGGAAGCGCAUCGAGGAGACCGCCUCCAGGAAACUCAACCUGCUGGCGCAGAUUAAGAUGUCCAUCCUCAGCCUCUACGAGAUGAUCGGCGGGAAGGUUUGCGACAAGCUAGGCGUGGCGCUCAACGAGACGGAGAAACAGCUGGAGAAGAUCCACGCCUUCAUGCUGGACCACUUCGAGAUUGUCAAAGAGUACGAAGCUCAGCUGAACGCUGAGAACUAAACGCCGCAUGCUCAAACUCGGACUGAAAAUGUCAGUCAAGCUACUGUACAUCUUCCGAAAAUCCAUUGGCCAUGUCAGGAUAUCAGUUUUAAAUAUCUACUAACAUGCAUACUGUAUGCGUUCAUGUCACACUCACUUGCUGUGAUUAUCUGCUGGAGGUUAGAUACCUCCUGUCUCCAAAACAAGUCCUCCACAUGCUUAUCACCUGAUUCAAAUAGCCACGGGUGUCCAGGCACGGGAGUCUGCCCUUCAUCGUCUCUGUCCCACACAGCACCCCGCAUAAUAAAGUUCGGCGUGUCCUCGAACGCACCUGAGUAAGUGUUGUUCUGAGUCGUGUCUCCAUAACAAGUCCUCCACAUGCUUAUCACCCGAUCCAAAUAGGUCUCGGGUGUCCAGCCAUGUGAGUCUGCCCUCCAUUGUCUCCGUUAUUCUUGUAAAACCACAACUUUCUUUCCUCUUAAUAUGACUUUAUUCUUGUUAAAUUACUGCAGAUUUUUCCAUUUUUAGUAUUUUUGUGUUUACUUAUUCUAUUAUCAGAGUGUGUCACAGACCAAUAAAAAAACUAUUGUGGCUCACAAAUGGCCCCUGAGCUGCACUUUGGACACCCCUGAUUUAAAGACCACACAUACACGCACAAUAAAGAUGUUGUGAUAUUCGAAAGUCGGCGUGUCCUUGAAUGCACCUGAUGUGUGUGUAAAGAAAAAAGACAUUUUUAUUGAUGUAACAAUUCUCACCAUUUGUUUUUACAAUAAAUAUUUUAAAAUAAAUACUAAAAUUGGCUAUGAUCAACUUAAAAUAAAAAAGUGCCAGAAAGCAAAUUUUGUUAAACAAGUAAAAAUGUAACAUAAAAAAGGCAGGAACACCUUAAAACCAGGACGGCAUCUUCACAAAUAACCAACACAUUUGUGUAAGAAUUCCAGCAUGAACAGAAGCAGGAUGCACCAAAACGAUGAUGUAGUGAUACAAAGCAAGCCAGCAUUUAAGCCAAUGUGUCUCAAACCGAAUACCUUUGAAUUCCAUGAAGAGACCUGUAUGGGGGCCUGCGUUCACACGUCGGGCUCCGUGGGGGGUGGGUCAGUUGCCAUGGAUAAUAAUCCCAUGGUUGCUUCAGCAUUUCACACCUUAUGAGACACUCUUAUGCUGCCUUUGGCCAAAUGAGUUUGAAAGCGCUUGUUUUGGUUGCAUGUUUUCACCAUUUUAACUGACAUUUCAUCUGAUUAGAAUGAGUAGACAUGAUAUCACAGCAGUAAUGUUAGCACGUCCAGCAUUGUCCAACAAAAAAGUGUUUAAAAGCAUGCGGCGUCCAACGUAACUCUCUGGUGAUGACUUGCGGCAUACUUUUUGUCAGCCUCGAGUCUUUGCUGCAGCACCCCGCACAGCGCUGUUAACUCGCGGCUACGAGGCGGAGGCCGGACGACCCACACGGGCUUUCCGUCCAAGAUGGCGUCCUCCUCCUCUGACAUGAGCUCCAUAUGAGCGCUUUUCCAUAAAGCCUUUUCAGCGCCGCGGACAACAGAACUUCUGGCGUUGUACAGCUGAACAAGCACAGGAAAAAAACUGAAGUUGGAGCAGUGAAGACAUUGGACAUGGUGGACAUGGACACACGCUCUUACUCGUCUCUUCCUUUGUUUCUUUGCUGCGGCGACCCUGCGCUUCCUCCUCUCUUCCAGACUCUCGUCCUGGCUUUUGAAACUGCGUCGAACAGUUUCAAAAUAAGUUUUGCAGCAGGCUACGUAAAAGGAAAAGCUUGGGUUAAUCAUCAAAUUUGGCGCCUGCAGCAGAACAGCUCCACACGGAAGUUCACAUCAUUCCGAGGUCGCACGGGACAAUGUUACUCACCCACUAUGGUCUCAGGAUCCACAUUUGGGUAAGACAGUGACACUUUCUGGACCAGGGAUGUCGUCACCUUUGUGUUAUGGGGUGAAGAAACACUGGAGAACAAAAGCAAGUCAUGAUUAGAAGGGUGGACUCAUCUGCAGCCUGGCAUAGGAUGGAAGACUUUUACAAUUGAUGGCAUAGAAAACCCCAUUUACCAGCUUCUAAAUAUACAUUAACAUGAUUAGAGCCCUGUAGACAUGAAAUAACACCGCUAUAGUCACCCUUACACACCUAUUACCCAAUAGUAGACAUAAUAGGUGAAAAUAAGACACAUACGACAUAGAAAAGCGGUUUACCACCUUCUGAAUACACAUUUUAACGCAAUUAGAGCCCUCUAGACAUGAAAUAACACCCCUAUAGCCACUUUUACACUUCUGUUACCCAACAUAGGAGACAUACGGUAGUUAGGAUGUAAAUAAAACUCCUGCUCCUGUGUGUGACAGUUAAUGUGUAGAGGACUUUAGUGGCAGGCGGACAGGAAGUGGUGUUAAUUGAGGUUCAGAGUUGAGUUGUAGCUUGUCUUGGGUUACGGCCUUAAUAGUAGCCCAUGUUAUUAUUGUUGUUGUUGUUGUUGUUUUUAGGAUUUUGUUUUUAUUGUGCCUGUUGUGAGAUCAUUUAAACCUGCAAUAAGUGCAGCUAGUGGCGAUCAUGUCUGAUGCUUGAGCAAAACAAAAAAACACCUCACCUUGUUUGUGCAUCGUAUUUGUUGGUGGGGUCGUUUUGGGCUUUGUGGAGUCUCCUCACCACUUCCUGUAAAAAAGGAGAACAUGUUAAAUCCUGAACAUGAAAUA
This is a messenger RNA of Dunckerocampus dactyliophorus (ringed pipefish), 4440 nucleotides long. RefSeq names its product centrosomal protein of 290 kDa-like. Bases 878 to 1771 code for a protein of 297 amino acids. NCBI's taxonomy places the organism in Eukaryota, Metazoa, Chordata, Actinopteri, Syngnathiformes, Syngnathidae. The record is from RefSeq and is a predicted model, not a curated record. The transcript has a single exon.